Populus trichocarpa (black cottonwood) is the source of this 2917-nucleotide messenger RNA. Its product is annotated as protein KINESIN LIGHT CHAIN-RELATED 3. The transcript has 3 exons. Bases 314 to 2554 code for a protein of 746 amino acids. Gene Ontology annotation, molecular function: protein binding. The record is from RefSeq and is a predicted model, not a curated record. NCBI's taxonomy places the organism in Eukaryota, Viridiplantae, Streptophyta, Magnoliopsida, Malpighiales, Salicaceae.
CAGCUAAGCUCUGCAAGUUCCCAUUUUGUCCUUGUGUUAUGUUUUUUUCAUCUGCCUAACUUCUUCCUUUUAUAUAUACACACAUACACAGAGAGAGAGCGAGAGAGAGAGAGAGAGAGAGAUAGGAUACAAAAACUAAAUUAAAGAUUGUUUCUUUCUUUUUCUCUUGGCUUAGCGCGAGCAUUGAAUCGAUAUCUCCUGUUUAAAACCCAGAUAACAUAUCACCUCGGAAUCUUCUUUCAUGACUGGUUCUUAAGUUUCUUGCAGUUGAUAUAUUGGAACUCGGUGUUUUCGUGGACUUGGGUGAAUAAAUAUGCCUGGAAUUGUUAUGGAUGGAAUUAACGAGGAAGCGAUAGUGAAUGAAAUGAACGGAAAUUCAGUGCCGAUGAAGGAAAAUUCUGUGCCUAAUAAGUCCCCUAGGAGUGCAUCGAGCCCCCACGGCCUUCACAGUGCUGGCCUAGACCCUCCUGUUGAUGCAGUUGCUGUUCAUGGUGUGGCUGUUGAUGGGGUGGUUGACACGUCCAUUGAGCAGCUUUAUGAGAAUGUAUGUGAUAUGCAGAGUUCUGAUCAGUCCCCCUCUAGGCAUAGCUUUGCAUCUGAUGGUGAAGAGUCUAGGAUUGAUUCAGAGUUGUGCCAUCUGGUAGGAGGAGAGAUGAGAGAGGUUGAGAUAAUGGAAGAGGAAGAGGUGGAUAAGCCUGAGCAUGACACUCGUAGCAACUCUUCUUCUAAGAAGGGAAGUUCAUCAGGGAGCAAGAAGUCAGGGAAAUUGGAAAAGAUCAAAUCUGCAAGCACCAAGUCUGCUUCUUCAAGCUCCUCCAAGAAGCAAUUGGAAUCUGAAGCAUCAUCAAAGUUGAGUCCUAAGGGAAAAAGUCCUCCAGAGAAACCUCCUAUUGAUAAACGGAAUGAUAAGAAUUUGAAAAAAGGAAAUGUAGGAAACAGAUUAAUGAAGAAACGGAGGGAUUCUCCUCCGGGUGGAGUGAAGUUAUUGAAUGGAACGAAGGAUGAAUCGGGGUUAGAUAAUCCAGAUCUUGGCCGGUUUUUGCUAAAGCAAGCAAGGGAUUUGGUUUCUUCAGGGGAUAAUCCUCAGAAAGCUCUUGAAUUAGCUCUUCGAGCAUCAAAAUCAUUUGAAAUAUGUGCAAAUGGUAAAUCCAGUUUAGAACUGGUAAUGUGUUUGCAUGUCACAGCGGCAAUACACUGCAGCAUAGGCCAGUACAGAGAGGCCAUUCCCAUCCUUGAGCAUUCAAUUGAGAUUCCGGUGCCUGAGGAAGGCCAAGAGCAUGCCCUUGCCAAGUUUGCUGGUUACAUGCAGUUGGGUGAUACUUAUGCGAUGCUGGGCCAGGUUGAGAAUUCAACAAAUUGCUACUCAACAGGAUUGGAGGUGCAGAAAAAAGUUCUGGGAGAAACUGACCCUAGAGUCGGUGAGACUUGUAGAUAUUUGGCUGAGGCCCAUGUUCAAGCAUUGCAGUUUGAUGAUGCUCAGAUGGUUUGUCAGAUGGCUCUAGACAUUCAUAGAGAGAAUGGCUCUCCUGCUUCUCUAGAAGAGGCAGCAGAUCGACGGCUUAUGGGUCUUAUAUGUGAAACAAAGGGAGAUCAUGAGGCUGCUCUUGAGCAUCUUGUGUUAGCCAGUAUGGCCAUGGUGGCAAAUGGCCAGGAAUCUGAGGUGGCCUCUAUUGAUUGUGGCAUUGGAGAUGCAUACUUAUCUUUGUCUAGGUAUGACGAGGCUGUUUUUGCUUAUCAAAAAGCACUCACAGCUUUUAAGACAACGAAAGGAGAGAAUCAUCCAUCUGUUGCUUCAGUGUUUGUUCGUUUGGCUGAUUUAUAUAACAAAACUGGGAAGAUGAGGGACUCUAAAUCGUAUUGUGAGAAUGCCCUUAGGAUUUAUGAAAAGCCUGUGCCAGGGAUCCCUCCAGAGGAGAUCGCUAGUGGUCUCAGUGAUGUUUCUGCUAUCUAUGAAUCAAUGAAUGAGCUUGAUCAGGCAAUCAAGUUGCUUGGAAAGGCAUUAAAGAUAUAUAAUGAUGCCCCUGGUCAGCAAAGCACUAUUGCUGGAAUCGAAGCCCAAAUGGGGGUCAUGUACUACAUGAUGGGAAAUUAUUCUGAAUCUUACAACUCCUUCAAAAAUGCAAUUUCUAAGCUCCGUGCAAGUGGAGAGAAGAAAUCUGCCUUCUUUGGCAUUGCUCUUAACCAAAUGGGUCUCUCCUGUGUUCAGCGCUAUGCUAUUAAUGAGGCAGCGGAAUUGUUUGAGGAAGCCAAGAUUAUUUUAGAACAAGAGUGCGGACCAUAUCACCCUGACACUCUUGGGGUAUAUAGCAAUCUUGCUGGCACUUACGAUGCAAUGGGCAGGUUGGAUGAUGCAAUUGAAAUCUUAGAGUAUGUAGUUGAGAUGAGAGAGGAAAAGCUUGGGACGGCAAAUCCCGAUGUUGUCGAUGAGAAAAAAAGGUUGGCCGAGCUGUUGAAAGAAGCGGGAAGAGUUCGGAGCAGAAAAGCUAGGUCACUGGAGAACCUCCUUGAUGGCAACUCUCAUGACAUAAACAAAGAUGGCAUUACGGUAUCAUAAAGAUGUUACAUGUAUAGCUGUAUUUAUUCAAACUGAACAGAAUGUAUUAUAGGAGUUAAUUUAAGAAGAAAAGAAACCAAAAGAAAAGAAGAAAGGAAUAGGUGGUUGGUGUUCUCAUAGAUUCUUAUCUGGAAACAACUGCAGUCAUGGGUUUGGUUGUCCUAUUGAUUUUCAUUUUCAUAUUUAUUUAAGUUUAUUUUUUGUGUACCUUACUGUUUAUUACUGCUGUAAAUCAUUGGUGAUAUUAGUGUUUCUCCCACAUAAUGAUCAAGAAACUAUGGAUUCAUUUGUACUGUACCUGCUACAAGAAUUGUAUGAUUGGAUAUUUAUCAUUUGAUAAUAGAAUGCCAUCAUUUGGUGUAA